Molecule: messenger RNA, 5448 nt
Organism: Geodia barretti
Lineage: Eukaryota; Metazoa; Porifera; Demospongiae; Tetractinellida; Geodiidae
Source: the annotation of a GenBank genome assembly
AGCAAUUACUUCGACAGCGAGAAAAUUCAGCCAUGAUGUUGGCCGCAGUGAUACUUCUUAUUUUCUCCUCCCAAUCGCAGUCAGCCAUUGCGCAGUGCGACCAAGUCAUCUGCCCUCCAGCCGACUGCCCCAACCCGAUUCGCUUCGCCGGACAGUGCUGCGACAUCUGCAUCCCACCGCCUAGUGAGUUGCGAAAAACAUCAUCCGUGACUAUAUAGCACUGCAAUGAAAUGAGCAAGCCGCGCACGCAACGAUUAGAUAACCAAUCUUCGUUGACUUAUUGCGCAUUUUCCCCUUCAGCUCUGCAGCCAGAUGAUAGUUGCCUGUACCACGGGAUCCAGAUAGACAGUGGAGACAUAUUCAGACCUACAGACAUCAUCGAAGACUUUCAGAUGCACAACAACAGUGUACGAGACGAAUGCAUCGAAUGCAGAUGUGAGGUAAGUCAAUCGUUGAACUGAAUUUACACGAUAAAGUAUGUGGAGAAUAUUUUUCACGACAGAGAGGCGAUGUGAAUUGUUACGAUGCCUCGAACAAGUGUCCUGCUCUUGCAUGCAAUGACUCUGAUGCCACUUACGAACCAGGCAAAUGCUGCAAGCAAUGCCCAGUGACUCCCCCUACUCCUGUCUUUGGAGAAGGUUGCUACGAUUUCAACGGGCAGUUUAUUCUGGAAGGGGAAUGGUGGCACCCAACUCUACCUGAGUACGGCCUGGUUGAAUGUGUUAACUGCACUUGCACGAACUCUGUUCCACGGUGCCAGAGGCUGCCUUGCCCUGAGGUGCCUCCCUGUGGGCCCGACGAUCCCAUUGAAGAUGUCAUUGUCUGCUGCCCACGGUGCAGACCCAAUACCCCAACUCUUAACCCCUUCUGAUUCGCCUGUUAUCCUGAGUAACGACACGUCAAUGAACACAACUACCACCCCAGUAAUAACCCCCGACAUCACUCCCUGUGAAAGCCCCUUCAUCUACAAGAUCUACACCCAUGUCAAUUACGACACUUUGGCCCUUCACAACCUUGAAACGUCCACAGUGGAGAUCUAUAACUGGACGACUAUGGUGGGCUCUGAAGGCCCGGUGGUGGAAAGAGAUUUUUUCACACUCCAAAGUGACAGAAUUUGUUCAGUUAAGCAACGGAGAAUUCAUCUUCCAAGGCUGGACAAUCGACAGAAGAGUAAGAGGUCUCAUGAAUAAGCCCGCCAAAAGAGAAAGGAUUGAAGCCUGCACUGAAAUGUGUGCUAGCAUGGUCACCCAAAUGCUAAGACCAGUUGAAACACUCAGCGAAACUCUGGUUUGUGGGAAAAGGUAAUCCUGAAGUGGCUCCCAGACAGCAGGGUUGCUAUAUACAGGGACAAUUGUUAAAAAAUCGUCAUUCUCCUCACUUAUACAUGUUAAUUUAGUCUAAAUUUUCUUUAUGAGAGUAUUAUUGUAUCACAAGAUUUCAUAGGGCAAGAUCUGCCUAUUAUAUAUUAUUAUACUUCCUGCUUUUAAAGCCUGCUCUGUAACAUAUAAUGUGCAUUGAUAUUAUAUCAGAACCGAUCAUUAUUUUUCUCUAUUAGUCUACAUAUCUUGCUGUACGUCCAUUCGCUUUCGGAUAACGCCUGACUUAGAUCAAAAGGUCCCUGUUUUGUUCGGCAAAGUUUGCUCACAUGCGCCGCUGAGCCAACACUCUGCCCUAGAUCAUGGACUAUACUCCUGAUAUAAGUUCCGGAAGAGCAGUGGACCGAUAUUGUGAAAUAAGGUGGUUGAAAUUCCAUCAGCCUUGCAGAGUAGACAGUGACCUCCCGCUCGGCAGGAGUGAAAACAAUCCCUUUUCUUGCCAAAUCAGAUGACCUCUUCCCCUUGUGUUUGAGUGCAGAGUAAACUGGUGGCGUUUGAGAUAUUUUUCCAGUAAACUUAGUCCUCAGUGCCUCGGACAAGCCAGAAGCACUGACGUGUUUCCAUGCAGUUUCUUGUACGACUUCGCCGUCCAUGUCCAGAGUAUCUGUAGCCUCCCCGAGCUUUCCAACGCAUUCGUAGUACUUGUCAGAGCCCAGAAAAGCCGACAGCCUCUUGCAGUCUUCGCCCACGGCUAUUACCAGCACGCCUGAAGCUCCCUUAUCCAGAGUUCCUCCGUGUCCCACCUUGAUCUUCGACGAACCGCGCCUUUUCCCAGCGUCUGGGUCAGUUGUUAGAGCCUCUUUCACUAAUACUGCCUUUAUUAUGUUAGUGACUUUAGCAGAAGUAAUGCCUACUGGCUUUGCCACAGCAAAGAUGCCCCUCAUCAUCUUCACGAGAGCUUUGGUGUGCUCUAAUUAGGAAAAACAGUGAACCAGCCAGGCAGGAAGGCAUGUCUGAUUUAUACGGCCCAACGCUCCCUCCAGGCUUUACCGCAGCUCAGUCCGAAGAAGAUGCAACUACAGAGCAAAAGGCUUCUGUUCCAAAGCCUGAACUGCCCACAGAGAGUAAACGUGAAGACACUAGCAGUGGAGUUUACGGGCCUGCUUUACCCCCGGGAUUAGCCACAGGCUCUAGUACACGUCCUGGAACCGGAGAGGCAGCAUAUGGCCCGCUGAUCCCUAGUGGCUGUGACGUAAUAGAGCCAGACCGACAAAAACAACAAAGUGCUGUACCCUUGCUGUGUAGGGCAACAGCUGUCUACCACCUGUACCUUUAUGUUUUUUCCGUCUGUGAAGGGAGCGAUGAGGAGGAAGAGUUCGUUGUGGGGCCCCUACCCAUUUCGGUGGAAAACAAGGAAAAGCUUGAGAGAGAGCGGAGGAGAAGAGAUGUUGAAUCUCGAGCAGAGAAAAUGAUGGACCAUCUAUCAGGCAAAGACAAUAAAGAGUCAGAGGGUCCGACAAGAGAAGCGUGGAUGACAGAGUUACCACCAGAAGUCAAGGCAUUCGGACUUGGGGCAAGAAAAUUUCGAACGAGGGAUGUCAAACUGGGAGACAGGUCAGUGUGGACUGAUACCCCAGCGGACAGACUCAGAAAACAGCAGGAAUUUGCUGAGGGUAAAGUGAAAAGGGAGAAAAAAGAAGACACUACUCCAAAGUUUGUGUCUGAAAGAGAUGAAAAGCUGGCAGCAAAAGUUGAAGAUUAUAAUAAAUCGUGCCGGUCAGAAUCCCUGGUGGAGAUGCACAGAAAGAGAAGAGCAGAACAGAAUGAGGAGUCAAAAGGUUUAAGGCGCCCGUUCGAUCGCGAGGUGGACUUGAAACCCCCACAGAGCAUUGUGACUCCGGCCAAACGACAGGCACUCAUGAAGGACUCAGCUUCGUCCCUCAAAAACAAAUUUUCGCACGGCUCUCAGAGAUUCUUAUAAAAAUUUCCCUGUGCCUUACCAACAUUUUAAACAACCUACAUGUAUAUAUAAUGAUCAGCUUUGUCCCUGAAAAACAAGUUAUUGCACAGCUCUCAGAGAUUCUUAUAAAAAAUUUCGUUGUGCCUUAACAAAAUCAAUUAUUUUAAACAAGAGACACCUAAAUUUAUGAUUGUAGCUGAGAAAGUUUUGAGUGAGACCUAUUUGCUGGUUGUACUGAAGAAUGAUGCAGAUUUGACAGUUCUGUGAACAGGGAAGGCCGUGUGUGGAUUGAGCGGGAGACGAGAGAGAGAGUUGAAAAGCGAGAGUAGUUGCGCUGCGUGGUGAGUCGGGAUAAGAAACUUGACUCCCGCCCUGUCUGAAGCCUGAUCAGCUUCUUCUAAUUCAGGGUCACUCCAAUCAAGCGUCGGUGAAGCUGCUAGUUGAGCUACACCAAUAGAUUCUGCGCUGCUGCGUUUUUCACAGCUCUGCCGUAGAAAGUAUUCCACUUUGUGAAAACGUGGCAUCUCCGUCGGCUGCGUGGAAUUAGCGACGAUUUCAAUUUCGACUUCGUCCGGAUUGCUAGCCCCGGAGUCUCGCUCAUUGAGGCUGUGGUCACACACUGAAAACGUCUGCUGGAAGGUGUUUUUCGUCGAAUCGAGAAGAUAGAUCCUCUCGUGUGUGAGCAGUAGCAGUGCUGGGUUUGUCGUACCAUUUGGUGUAGUGUACCUGACUGGUGUGCUGAGCAAUAGAGGAACAUCUCCACCUAGUUUUCUGGCGCAGGCAGUAGAGCUGCACUGAAGGCUGAUUCUUGUCACUGAUCCGGUGAAAGACUGUACUACGACUGGCUUGUGAGAGAGUCUCUUUGCCAGCCCUGUCCCGUGCAUCAGACCUUGCCCGGUCUGUGAGACUAACUCCAUUACACCUCCGACCGGCUUGGUGACAGCCCCGAGUAAACCCUUCCCAACUCCUUUCAAGAUGCUCUGAGCAGCCACUGCUGGGCUCACGGGACCUUCAAUCUGAUGGUAGCUCUGCAUCGGUUGUUCCACUAUGCCAGCCACGGCACUCAUGAGACUCAGCCCAAGGCUGGAUGCACCGGACACCAGACCUCGCGUGAAGUGAGUUGCAGGUCUCUGCUGCCUCUGUUGAGUCUGGUAGGACACAUGGUGUGGGUCAAGGGACAAGCGCUCCAUGUUGUGAGAAAUACUAGACGCCAUACUGGUGACGGAGCCAAGUGCACCAGACGAGAAGUGUUGGAUGAAAGACAUUGUGCCCUGUCCAAUACCGAGCAAGAACCAGGUGGGGCUUCUAGUGAGGCCUUGGUAAGGCAGGGUCACCAGAUCUCUCAGACCACGACCCACAUUUUGGAUGAAAGUUCCCGGGCUCCCAAUCAGCUCCAGGGACCCCAAAAGCCAUCCUAUGUGAGCAAUCGUGGACAUGACAUAGCGAGAGGCAACCGUCUGCGAAACUUCAGUCCAGUUGGAGUAGAUGUUUCGCAGUUCAUAGCGGGAGAAACGGAACGGACUGUCGUUGCAAGACAAGAGGACACGCAGAGAGAUCCGGGCAUUGAGGUAGAAAGCGGCAGACUCAAUCACCAGCUUUGUCACAGCCAGUGGAAUGACAUCUCUUUCUGCCUCGGCUAAAACCAAUUUAGGAGUGACAGUACUUCCUUGUCGGUUCUUUCUCCCAGGUAAUGGAGUGCGCAGUACACCUGGGUUACUAUAGGAUGCGGCCACACAUUUCAAUCUGUUCAGAAGCUCGUCUUCGAGUUGGAGGGUCAGUGGCCGUAGUGAAAUGCGGAUCAACUCGAUCAGGUUUGGGCUGUGAGGACUGUAGUGGACCGAGAGACUGGCCAAUGGAGUGGGCUCAGAGUCGAUCAAGCUGGCUCGCCGGUGGUGGUGAGCUCUGGGUAUCACAGUAACUGCAAAGUCACCGCCGUCUCUCUCCAUCAUGUUGUUGAUGUGAAACGAAUCAACAGUGAGCUCCAAGGAACUUCCGCCACUUCCCACACCAUUACUGAACUGCAAAGAUGCUCCGUCAACGAUUACUUGGAGAAUCUCCUGAAUCAAUUCAAAGUCUUCUGUGGUUUCAUCAUCUAUACAGAUGACCAUUUGUUCCAGCCUCAAGUCUAUUGCCAUCUCAACCUUCACACUGCUUAUGGGGGAGUCAACUUCU